AUGAAGAGUGAAUGCAAGAACCUUAUUGCUUUUGCGGCCAUCGUUAAGUUGUUGGUUAUAAUUCUCUUAAUUCUUUCAAGCCUUCUCCCAAAUUACAGAGCUGACGCAUUUGAACCACCGGAAGUUUCUUGUACGUCCAAGAUUGAUUGUUUGCUUCGGUAUACUUUGGAUGGGUUUCACAAAUGGGAUGCGAUCUAUUUCCACUUUAUAGCUGUAAAUGGUUACCUCCUUGAAAACACUCUCGCAUUUUUUCCUCUUUUUCCCAUAUUCCUGAGACUUAUUUCCUCAUUAACGUACACCCUCUUGCCCUUAUGGAGUUUCUGGACGCACUCCAUUCUUGUUGGAGUCGUUUUGAGUUUUUUUUGCAAUUUGCUGUGUACCGUCCAAAUGUAUCGUCUUUCCAAGCUCUUGUUGAUGAGUGACUCCUUGUCUGUUGUUUCUGCCCUUCUCUUUGCGAUUAAUCCCGCCUCGGUUUUCUUCACCACACUUUACUCCGAAGCCCUGUACAGUUUUCUAUUCUUAUCAGCUCUCAUCUGGACCUAUGAAUCGAUAUUUCUUUGCAUGAGCUCCCCGUACUUGAUAUACCAAUACUACGCUGGGUUCCUCUAUUGUUCCACCUUGCCCAAACCCGCCUCAUUAUCUUUUAUGCUGCCGAAGAAACCGGGUCCGGAAUUGGAGGAGUUUGCUAAUGAGCUUGGAGUUCUUACUCCAUAUUCAAUCAAUUCAUCAUUUCAACCUGUUUGGUGCGCUGGUGUACCUUGGUCUUCGUACAUGCUACUCCAAAAAAAAUUUUGGGACGUUGGUGCCUUCAGUUAUUACCGGUGGAGACAGUUGCCAAAUUUUCUUCUAGCUCUGCCAGUGCUCUUCCUAAUUUUCAAGAUAGUUAGCUUAUUUGGUCGAAAGACCCCAAAGACAAUCUUCUCCUUUGGACUACUUGAGGAUAGCAGAAAGCAUCAGCUUCUGGUUCCGCAUAUUUAUCAUGCUCUCUUUCUUUCCAUGUACGGCAUUAUUAAUGUCCACAUUCAGGUUCUCACGCGAAUGCUCUUUUCGUCAUGCCCAGUGUUGUACUGGUAUUGCGCCUCUGUGUUAUUGAAUGAACAAGAUAAUAUCUUCGGGAGGUCGCAUCUACGCAAGGCAAAAACCAUGGAGAGCUCGAUGCCUCGCCAGCUGAUAGGCUUGUUCCGCCUUGUCAAUCCGCUGAGUUAUCCCCCUUGGUCAUCCCAGCGGACGCUACUGUAUUACUUUUACUCUUAUAUUGUCAUUGGCUGCCUCAUGCACUCAAACUUUCUUCCUUGGACCUGA
Messenger RNA from Echinococcus granulosus, 1302 nucleotides. Its product is annotated as GPI mannosyltransferase 2. Bases 1 to 1302 code for a protein of 433 amino acids. Gene Ontology annotation, biological process: GPI anchor biosynthetic process. Gene Ontology annotation, molecular function: GPI mannosyltransferase activity; alpha-1,6-mannosyltransferase activity. Gene Ontology annotation, cellular component: endoplasmic reticulum membrane; mannosyltransferase complex. The record is from RefSeq and is a predicted model, not a curated record. The transcript is spliced from 4 exons. Lineage: Eukaryota; Metazoa; Platyhelminthes; Cestoda; Cyclophyllidea; Taeniidae.